UAGAAAAUACUGGCCUUCUCUCCUGACUUCAAUCACUGCUGGAACAGCAGCACUUGUCGCUCUCGAGUAAAAAGACAUUCAACGUUAACAUAGCUUCUCAUAGCUACCAUAUAUUUGAGAUUGGCUCGCAUCUGCUGACCGUCAGUCCCCGCGCGCACAGCGCCGUGACCCAGGCCCGUGCGGGGCUGGCCAGAGCCUUGCCGUGCCAGUUAUGCCGGCCGUUUGCACGUCAGCCCUGCUGCUACUGCUGCAACCCCACGACCGGCUAGCCACAAGAUGGUCGACCGGCAGCCCGUUGCCGGCGGCAGUCCUGUCCUUCAGCCGCGUGGCAACAGCCCCAGUUACAUCGUGCGCUUGCACCGGGCGCAGCUCCGGCUGGGCCCUGCGCACGAGCUGUUUCCGGCCGCAGUGGCGGAGCUGCAAGCGAUGGAGGGCGGCGGCACGGGGCAUGCCGAAGUGGUGGUCUGCGGCCGGUCUCCGACGGGACAGGCGCUGCUGUUCACGACGGAGCUUGUGCGCUACUCGAAGCGUUCUGGUUCGUCGGGGCGCUACUGCAUGAACAAGGUUGGCCCGCUGGUCGCUUUCGUGAGCGGCGGCGGCGCCACCGGUGCAGCGCUGGCGCAGCUGCGGCUGCAGAUCACACGUGAAGACUCCGGCGGUGCACAGGGAUCACAGGUAGUAGUGAUGCUCAGCGGGGCAGCUGCAGCAGGCGCCUUAAAUGGUGGGGGUGGCAUGGAGGCCGCAGCAGGGCAGCAGCGGGCUCGGCGGUCAGCGGCGGCGUUCCGUGGCGUUGCCGUCACGUACAGCGAGGAGUAUUCCGGCAGUAGCAGCAGCAGCAGCAGCAGCAGUGACGGCGGCGGCUACGGGGGCAGAAGUAGCAGUAGCGAUGAGGACGUGCCACUGGCAGCUCGGCGGCUGCAGCUUGCCGCCGCCACUACUACUCCUACAGCUGCGACGGCCCUUGCACCGGGUGACGAGGUGAUGGUCACAGAGGAAGGCGAGGAGGAGUCAAUCGCAGUGGUGAUGGAUGAUCCUAAUAAUGGUGAAGACAUGGCGGGCAAUGCGGCGGCGCAGGCGCCUGCGGCGGGCCAGGGCCGCAGUGGCUCCGUCCCGCCGUCAGCCCGCACCGCUGGCACCGACGGUGCGCCACAUGCUCACAGCGGUGGCGGCGGCGGUGGCUGCGGUGGGGAUGAUGGCCGCGGGGCCGGCGGCCGCGGUCGCGGCAGGGGCCGGGGUCAGGGCCGGGGCCGGGGCCAGGGCCGGGGCAGCGCACAGCAGGAGCUUGGGCAGCAGCAGGCGCCACAGCAGCCACGCAAGGCGCCACUGCCUGUAGCCGUGGGGCACCUGCGUCUGAGCAAGCAGUACCUGUACGGGCACGGAACCAUUCUCAAGUGGUGGCCACGCGCGCUUGAGGCGGCGGGCGAAACGCGCGCAGAUGACGGCAGGCGCGGGCACGCACCGGCUGCAGUCGUGCAGCUGGACUUUGGCGGCGGACGCUGCUUCUGGCCGUGGGCCUUAACUUACGGAUCCGGCUACGUGAGUGUGCGGCUCGGCGGCGUCUCGGCCCUGCGGCGGGUGCUGGGGCUGCGGGACGGCGCCGUCAUUGAGCUGGAGCCGCAGGACCUGCCGCCGCCGCGGCGCCUCAGCAAUGGCGGUGGCGCGGACGUUGCGCAGCAGCAGCGCGUGGUGCGGGCACGGGUAGUCACGCUUGGCGCGAAUGAGGAGGGGCUGGAGGUGCCGGCGACAGAGCUGUGGCCAAUGGCGCAGGAGUCGCAGGGGCAGCCGGGGUUGCAGCGGCAGGGCGUGCAACCGAGUGGUCAGGCGCAACCGCUCGUGGGGGCGCAGCAGCACCAGCGCCAGCACCCACGAGACGCCCUCCGCGGGAUCCGGCGGUAUGGCGGGAGCCCUCGCCGCGGCCUCAGCGGCUCGCGGAGCAGCAGGUCCCGCCUCGGCUGGACUGGCUGCGAUGCGGCGGCGGAGGCGGCGGCUGGCCCCAGCCCCGCGGGCGUGCCCACAGCGCUGCGGCGGAUGGCACUUGUGAAGCAGGAGCCAGGAAGCCGGACCGGUGGUACCGGACAGCAGGCUGAGCUGGGCGCCGCCGCCCCGCAGCUGAUCCGACCUGCAGCAGCGGCGGCGAACGGCGCGGCGGUGUCCUCAGCUGCUGCUGACGGCUGCGGCAUGUUGGGGAGCGGUGGCUUCCGGGGUGCAAGCGGCGCCAGCUGCAGUGGGCUUCAGCUACUGCUCACACAUCUGCCGCCGCUGCGUGCUGCUGCACCUGCACCUUGUCCGCUGCAGCCCGGCGAGCUGCGGCUGUGCGGCCUCACCUUCCACCCGGAGCUGGCCGCAGGCGUGUCUGCAAGCAUGCAGCAGUGGGAGGAUGCGCUUACCUGCCCGCUCUCCAGCGCGGACCCCGCCAAGCAGCAGCUGGAGCCGGUCACGAGCAGUGCCGCAGCGGCCGGCUGGGAGGCGGCGUUCACUCGCCACGGCCUCAGGCGCAACAUCCUACACAGCCGCCUAGCGACCCUGCUGGGGCUGUCGGGGGAGGGCGGCGGCCCAGAUGCGCCGCUGCCUGAGGGCGGCUGCAACGGCGCCGCGUCGGGUGGUGGCGCGUCGCCACAGCCCCUCCUGCACACCAGCCUCCGCGUGGCCCCAGCCGCUGACGGCGGCCGGGCUAGCAGCGGCAGCAGCAGCCGGCUUGAGGUUGUGUCGAGAGUGAAGAAGAGCGGGUGCUUGGGUCUGGUGGGUGGAUACGUGGCGCCCCGGGCGCUGGCGGAUGAGGUGGUGGCGGCCGCAGAGGAGGCGACGUCCCUGCGCUCCUCUUUCGCAGCUGCGGCAGCGGCGUCUGCGCUGCUGCGCGAGUGCCGCCCGGAGACGUGUCGGCUCGUGGAGUCAAUGGCGGCCGAGGAGCAGUCUGCCGGUGGCGGCGUGGCAGGAGGAGGCGCAGGCGCGGCUGCGUCGGCGGCUGCCCUGUCUCGGCUGCUGCAGUCGCUUCUGCUGCCACUGCCGGAGAGCUGGUGGCAGCAACCUGCGGCGGCCGGUGCGUCAGGCUCUUCAUCCGGGGCCGAGGAAGCUGUGCUGCUUGUUGACAGCCCAUGGGCGGCGCUUCUGCUGGCGGGGCCGGAGGACACACCAGCAACUGCAGCAGGCGGCGUCGCCGAUGCGGCAGCGGGACAGGGUCCGCCGGAGCCCAACUGCAUGGUGCUGCCGGUUCGUGUGCGAGGCCUGGUGGUGCUGGCGCUGGUGGCUGUGCGGGACGUGGAGGCGGAUGCGCCCCUGGUGCUGGACAGGCAGGCGGCCUGGUGGGGGCAGCAGACGCAACGGGCAGGGCAGGCGGGACUGGGGCAAGCACAGCAGCAACCACCACAGCUGCAGGUGGCGGCCGGCUCCGAGCUGCCGCAUGCCACGCCGCAGGGCCGCAGCGGCCGCGCGCCCACAGUUGCACGCCCACGCGCCCCGCCGCCGCCGCUUGCUUUGCGGCCGCCGCCGACUGGUGCGCACCCUCUUCCCGCCAGCGUGUUUGGGCUGGCGGCAGCCGCUGGUGGUGAUGCUUGCCCCAGUCAGGCAAUUGCCGUUGACGCGGUGGGUCAUACCGGUCAAGGCACAGGUUGUGACGGCACCGGCAACCGGCAUGGCAACAACACAGCUGUCGGCGGAGCCAGCGGCAGCGGGCCAGCGGCAGCGGCCCUUGCGCGCACCAGCCAUGGCGGCGGUCGAAACGCCUCGGAUUGCGGUGGCGAGCCCACCAAGCGAACGGCCCGCAGCCGGAGCCGCAGCCGCAGCCGCAGCAGGAGGAGCCGGUCCCGGAGCCGCGGCGGCAACCGCCGGCGCAGCCGAAGCAGAAGCCGCGGCCGCAGAAGGCGACAUCGCAGCCGCAGCGCAUCACACGGCCGCUAUGAAUGGCAGCGCCGUCGCACCCGCAGUCGCAGUCGCAGUCGCAGCCGCAGCCGCAGCCGGCCUCGGAGCCACAGCCGCAGGUGGCGCAGCCGGAGCCGAAGCCGAAGCCGAAGCCGGAGCCGAAGCCGAAGCCGAAGCCGAAGCCGGGACCGUGGCCGGGGCCGAGGAGAGGCGGACCGGCAUGAUGUAGAAUCGCGCCAGCAGGUCCUUCCGCCGCGCGGCAGCAGAGACGGCGCCCAGUCGCGUCACGACAGCUCCGCAGGUGCCGGCUGUAAGGCGCUGUUGCAGGGGGCCGCGUCCCUGCUCCCCACCAGCAGCAGCCGCUACGACGGCGGCAAGCUGCUGGACAGCCGUGCCUCGGAGCAGCCGCAGCCGCCCACCAGCGCAGCGGCCGCACCUGUAGUUCCCGGAAAGUGCCUGCAGUUGCGGCAGGAGGAAGAGGAAGGAGAGGAUGCGCGGCUGCAGAUGCUGCUGCGGCGCCAGUCGUCGAUCCAGGCUGCAGGAGGCGGGGCGGCGGGCGCCGCCACAGGAACAGAGGGGAGGGCUGCUGCUGGCUGCAGCGGCCCGGCAUCUCCUGCCGACGGGUCUGAGGAGGUUGAGGCGCUGCCGCGGCAUCAGCAACCGACGCUGCAUCAGCAAGGGAAGGCGCGCGCGGCGCGCUGGGGUGACCCUUCUCCGGAGCAACGGGACAUCUCCGCUGCCUCUGCCGCAACCAGCAAGCGCCCAUCGGUGCAGACGCAGCUCGGUGCUGGGCCGCCGCCAGCCGUGGCGCCCGGCUGGUCGGAGGUGGGCCCUGCAGUCGAUGCGCUUGCGGCUCGACUGCCGCCGCAGCCCGCCACACUUCCACUUACCCGGGACUCGAAGCAAGUGGAGGCCCUGCCGCCGCCGCCGCCACUUCGACUGGUGGUCAAGCCAGGUCAGGUCCUCAAGACGCCGGCAAUGAAGAUGCAGACCCAGAAGCCGUCGCAGCCCCAGCAGCCAGCAGCUAACACGCCAUCUGCAGCGGUGACAGCACAGGCGCCAGCCGCCGCCGCGGCCACAGGAGGAGGAGGCGAAGCCGCGGGCAGCCAGGCGCCUGCGGCUGCGGCGGCAACCCAGCAGGGCACUCAGGCUGAGCUGCCUCGGCCGCUGGUGCAGCAGCUGCGUAAGCACGCCGUGCGCGUGGGUCUGUUUGAGCCCCACCGCGGCUCCCUGCGUGGUCUGCUGGACGGCCUGGGUCGCGAGCUGGGUCUGGGCAGUGCGGUGAAGGCGCCCAUGCUCACGCGCCUGGACCACCUGGGGCUGGCGGCGCUGGUGGCGGCGCAGCAGCUGGCGGAGCGGCGGGCGCUGAGGCACGUGCACAACGCCGUGCUGCGCGUGAGCUGCUGCCCGCUGCCGGGGCUCAAGCUCAGGCUGUGGCACACCAGCUACCUGGCCAGUGGCGCCGCCGCCCCCACCUGGCUGGACGUCCGUGUCACGGCCCACUUCGGUGAGCUGCUGGACAACGUCGCGGCGGCGGACCAGGCCUCCCGGCGCGCGCUGUCGUCGUGGCUGUACGGCUUCACGACGUACGCGCCCGCCGUACAACUGGAGCCCGAGCUGUCCUGCGCCGCCGCCGACGCCGCGGUGUGCGCGGCCCUGGGUCAUGGGGCGCGAGUGGCAGUACCGCUCACGGACGGGGCGGGGUCCCUGUUCGCGCGAGACAACUGGCACACCAGGCCUGUGCCGCUGGCGCCCGAAGCCGGUACAGCGCCCACGGGAGCAGCGGCAGUCGCGGCAGCGGCAGCAGAUGUUGCCAAGGCAGCUGCUACAGCGGCUGGGCAUGCCGGCUGUAGCGGCGCUUCUCAGCAGUCUGCGGCGCCGGCACAGGCGCAUAUGCAGCCGCAUGGCGCCUUGAGGCCGCAGCCGCAGCACCGGCCACAUGCUACGUGGCCACACGCCGGGUGGCCUGCGCACGCCGCGGGUGCGCCGCCGCCGUAUGGGGCGGUUGGGUACGGGGCACCGCAGCAUGUCGGCGGGGCUUACCCUUACGGCUACGCCCACGGCUAUGGCUACGGCUACUACCCGCACAUGGGCGGCCACCCGCAUGCAGCAUACUACCCUGUCGGCACCGUUGCAUCUUCCUUACAGCCGCCGGCUCAGUCGCAACCGCCGUCCCAGGUGCAGCCGCCGGGACAGGAGCAGGACGCGGAGGGGCAGCAGGGGGCACAGCAGGCGUGUGGGGCUGCCAUGCCGGGGCAGGAGCAGGCGGCGCCGCAGCCCCAGGAGCAGGAGCAACAGGAGCAGCAGGCGCAACAAGAGCAGCAGGAGCUGGUGAAUGGGUAGCUGGGAUGCGGUAGAGGCGUUGACAGUGAGUUUAAGUUGAGCCUGAAGAUUUCAGGGCAACACGGAGUGCCUUUUGGGGGCCAAGUGGCUGGUGGUUGCGGCAGAAGCGCAAAGGCAGCUCCAAAGCAGGAAUAUGUACAUAUACAUGUGCCGCUGGCGGGGACGAUGGAGAGUCCUGGUCGAUGCUGUAGAAAAUUGUUUACUCCUCCCUCUCGCUGGAUGCUGCUGGGCAGGUGGCUGUCAAUGAUCAGGUCAUUUCGAUCAUCAUCGCACGCACGCCGCGGUCCGGGAGACUGUUCGCCGUUUACCAACUAUGCACGUCAUGAACAUUACAGGUAUACUGUUUGUAAUUGCUGCAAUUUUGUCUGCCAACCGAGGGGGCUCCGAAACCCUAUCCGCAACCGGUUGAGCUGUUCCAAGGAUUCCUAGGGUUGAGGUCAAGUAAAGCUAUCCGUAACAUGUAACAAUAGAGUUGA
This is a messenger RNA of Chlamydomonas reinhardtii, 6674 nucleotides long. RefSeq lists its product as uncharacterized. The transcript is spliced from 8 exons. The record is from RefSeq and is a predicted model, not a curated record. Lineage: Eukaryota; Viridiplantae; Chlorophyta; Chlorophyceae; Chlamydomonadales; Chlamydomonadaceae. Gene Ontology annotation, biological process: negative regulation of DNA-templated transcription; positive regulation of DNA-templated transcription. Gene Ontology annotation, cellular component: nucleoplasm. The coding region runs from base 277 to 6198 and encodes 1973 amino acids.